Molecule: messenger RNA, 5186 nt
Organism: Oreochromis niloticus (Nile tilapia)
Lineage: Eukaryota; Metazoa; Chordata; Actinopteri; Cichliformes; Cichlidae
Product: synaptic vesicle glycoprotein 2B
Exons: 15
Coding region: 639-2642 (667 amino acids)
Biological process (GO): chemical synaptic transmission; transmembrane transport
Cellular component (GO): synaptic vesicle membrane; neuron projection
Molecular function (GO): transmembrane transporter activity
Source: RefSeq, a predicted model, not a curated record
GCAGGAGGCUUCAGGGAGGAGUGCUGCAGUGAGAGAAGAGGAAGGAGGAGGAGAGGGGGCUGCUAGUAAAUCCCUCCCAGCCCUAAUCCCUCAGUCGUGCCUGUGUAUGUUGAUGCUCUUUACAUUUUUAGGGCAGAAAGUCCAGACUAGAUUUUUUUCAGGCUACAAGUGAAUUUUAAAGAAAGAUCUGAUGUGUGACUGGGAGCUUCAACUCGUUUUGUCCUGGAGUGAACUUUGAAGAGAAGACCUCACAGGAAUUUGGAAUUACCACUAACAGCACCAUAAGAAGCACAACAUGGAGCAGAAGUUACUCAUGACACAGACAAGUUUUGUCUUACUGGGACAGUCACACCUGAAUAAGCUGCACUGCAAAGCAUACAGACUGAUGGUGUGAUGUUAUUAAUAGACCUUUAUUUGCUGUUAAGUUUAAAAACCAGUAAGUGGAGCAAAGUGACUAAUGACCCUGAAAGUAGUUUUUAAGGGUAGUAAGUCAGUAUGAUUAACUAAGAACUCCAACUGCUAUUUUCUGACAACUAUAUUUUCCCCUAAAAUUCAGAACUGACAUAAUUAACAAGCCAAACAAAACCUUUAAUUUACAGUUAUAUUAACAGUUAGACUAGCUGGUCUAGUAGGCCAAGAUGGCUGACCACUACCAGAACAACAUAUACAACCAAGGAGACUACCCUCUUCAGGAAGACGAUGCAGCAAGUGAUGUGACUGAAGGACAUGAUGAAGAGGAUCAGAUGUAUGAAGGAGAAUAUCAAGGGAUUCCACAUCCUGACGACACAAAGGCUGCACAGAGAGCUGCAUGGGCUAAAGCUCAAACAGCUAGCAGUGCAGCAUCUGAUCUAGAGGAGUUAUCUGAGCAGUAUGAGUACAUCAUGGAAGAAUGUGGUCAUGGGAAAUUCCAGUGGAUGCUCUUCAUAGUGCUGGGCCUGGCUCUAAUGGCUGAUGGAGUUGAAUGUUUUGUGGUUGCAUUUGUUCUACCGUCUGCAGAAAAGGACCUGUGUCUGUCCAAUGCAGAGAAAGGAAUGCUGGGUCUCAUCGUUUUCCUGAGCAUGAUGGUGGGAGCAUUUCUGUGGGGAGGACUGGCAGACAAAGUUGGCCGUCGGCAAUGUCUGAUUCUGGCAUUAUCUAUAAACUGUAUCUUUGCAUUCAUGUCUUCCUUCGCUCAGGGUUACAGCUUCUUUCUCUUCUUCAGACUGCUUUCUGGCAUUGGCAUUGGUGGCACAGCACCGAUCGUGUACUCGUACUUCUCAGAGUUUCUUCAGAUGAACAAGAGAGGAGAGCAUCUGUCCUGGUUGUGUAUGUUCUGGAUGAUUGGUGGGAUCUAUGCUUCAUUCACUGCCUGGGGAAUUAUACCCAGAUAUGGCUGGGGCUUCAGUAUGGGCACAGAAUUUCAGUUCCACGCCUGGCGAGUGUUCGUCCUGGUUGCGGCUCUCCCUGCAAUUGCUUCUCUGGUUGGACUUACCUUUAUGCCCGAGAGCCCACGUUUCCUCCUGGAGAAUGGCAAACACGAUGACGCGUGGAUGAUCCUAAAACAGGUCCAUGACACUAACUGGAGAGCCAAGGGGCAGCCAGAAAAAGUCUUCACUGUGGUGCACAUCAAGACCCCGAAGACAACUGAGGAUGGUUUUUUUGAGGUUCAGAGUGCAACAAGAACACCUGUACAACGAUGGGCCGUACGCUCACUGACCCUCUGUAAACUGGUGUUGAGGAACGUGGCAUCUCUCCUUUCUGCAGAGCUGAGAUUUGCUACACUCUUCAUGGCUGUCAUCUGGUUCUGCAUGGCUUUCAGCUAUUAUGGCUUGUCUGUGUGGUUCCCUGACAUGAUCAAACACCUUCAGCAUGAAGAGUAUGUGUCUAAGGUCCAGGUUUUCCAUAAAAAACGAGUGGAGAACAUGAUUUUUGACUUUCCUUUGGAGAACCAGAUCCAUGAAGAAGUAGAAUACAUCCGUGACAAGUUCAUCAAUAUAGAGAUGAAGUCAGUGAAAUUUAAAGACUCUCUGUUUGAAGACUGUCACUUUGAGAACAUCAGGUCCUCUGAAACAGUGUUUGAGAACUGCACCAUCCACUCCACUGUCUUCUACAACACAGACCUGUGGGAGGCCAAGUUUAUUGACUGUAAGAUGGAGAACACCACCUUUGAACACAACAAGCACGGCUGCCACCUUGAUACUGCUAAGGAGAAUGAUGUCCUCAUCUACCUGGUCAGCUUCCUAGGCAGUCUGGCAGUGCUGCCAGGCAACAUCAUUUCAGCUCUCUACAUGGAGAAGAUUGGCAGAGUAAAGAUCAUAGGUGGCUCCAUGCUGAUUUCAGCAGGCUGUACAUUUUUCCUGUUUCUAAGCUUCAGCCAAUCAGCAAUCAUUGCACUACAGUGUCUGUUCUGUGGUGUUAGUGCAGCUGCAUGGAAUGGAAUUGAGGUGGUGACUGUGGAACUGUAUCCAGCUUCAAAGAGAGCAACAGCUUCUGGUGUGCUGAAUGCUCUGUGUAAACUGGCUGCUGUUCUCGGCAGCUCCAUCUUUGCCAGCUGUGUGGGAAUCACCAAAGCCAUCCCUAUUCUACUAUCCUUUACUGCGCUGGUGUGCGGCGGCCUUGUGGCCCUCAACCUGCCUGACACGCAACAGAAAAUUCUCCAGUGAAGUGAUAUGAGCGUGCUGAGGUGGGAAUGAGGGGGGUGAGGAAGAGGCCAAAACACAUCUACUUCUUGUUGGAGGCUAAUGAAUUUACCUUGACUCUGAACUUGAAAAAAGACAAGACUUGGAACAACUCACAACUGUUCAUUAGAACCAUUUUUUUCAGGUUGGAGGUUUUAGACCAGGAAAAAGCAGGUUUAUGUUUUUCUGUAUUUCUGUAUGAGUCUUUAUUGAUGCCAUGAAUCCACUAAGGCAGUUGACAUACUAACCAUUUAAUAAUUUGUUAAUGAAUUACGUGGACAGAUGUUUUUUGAAUGUUUAAAGCACGCACUGUAAUAUAUUCUGUGUUCCUACCACUAUUUAGAUGCAUGUCAGGGGAAAAAGUGUUAUCUGUAAUUUGCACCUUAAAAGUUUUUCCAACACUUUUAGCAAAUAACCUGCUUGAAAUCCUGGGACAAAAAGUUGAAUAAAGAUUUUCCGGUUUCAACAAACUCUACUUACAAACAUGUAACAUGUAACUGUUUACACCAUGCUUUAAAGCUUAUACAUAGUGACUUCACAUUUGUGACUACAUGUGGUUAAAACUGUAGUGACUUAAGGCAGCAAAGACAGACUUGGGUAAGCUCUGUUAUCAAUAUUUCAUAGCUUAAAAAUCUGCUUUGACGCUCUAGUCUCCAAGUUAGUGUAAGAUUAUCAAACUACAUAUGUCAGUAGCUUUUCUUUAUACUAAAUAAAUAAGCUAGUCCUUGUAAACAGUGGCUAAAUAACCUAGCUUAACAAACUAGCCCCGGACUGUAACAGAUUUGAUGUGAUCAGUGUGAUUAAAUCACAUACUUCUACAUAUUAACGUCAAGAUUAGGUUUUGAUGACAGAAAUGUGACGCUGUUGCUCUGUGAAUUUUUGCAGGGGUGAUCUCACCCAUUCUAGUUCCCACAUGUCUUUAUGUGGGAUAUGGGGAUCACUAUUUUCAAAUAUUUUUAACCAGAUGUUUGACUGAUUAAUUGUGAAAUAACCUUCAGAUCAACCUCUUAACAUCCAGUAUAUUAUUGAAGAACCAUCUAGGAUUAGGGUCAAGGACAGGAGUAGACUUUGGCAACUUGCAUGUUUUUUAAGAACUGUUGCCUCUUUGGCCCACCAACAUCUGUAAACAGAAUUAAGUGAAUAACUGUAUGGCACAAAUGUAUGCAACAUUAUAUGAAAUGUAGUACCUUCCAGUUUCUGAAAAUGUAUUUGUUUAUUAUAAGGAUAAAAUACAGCCUUUAAAAAUAACCCUCAUCAUAAACUUGUUGUUUUUAAGAGAUUAAUCAUUAACAAACAGUAAUUGUGAGACUGGAUGAAGCAGACAAUUUUAUUUUAUUGACCUGCAGGACAGUGAACAUUUGAACUUACAUCCCCUAGGCUGAAGAAAUACAUAACAUUAACCAGGAUCCUAACAAAGAAUAUAUUGGUCAUUCUGAAAAUGUAAUAUUCAGGAAAAUGGUUCUUCAAGUGUUCUGCUUGGCAACCUCUUUGCACUAACUACUUUUUAAAAAUUUGGCUGAUUGCUGUUGUUAGAUGGUUGUUCUUACAGCAUCAAUUCACCUGCAGUUUUUAACAGCUCAUUGCAACUAACUGAGAUGCUUAAUAUCAGUGAAUAUUACUAUUACAUUACAUUAUUUAAUUUAUUUAAAGUUAAUAAAAUAUUUAUCUGUGUAUUGAAGGCCAACAUUUUGUCUUUUGUGAUGUUUCCGCAUGAGCACUGUGCUGGACUCUACUGGACUGCUGUCAUGGCAUUUUUAGUUUCAUGCCUUUUUGUAUUAUGAUGUUGUUUGUAUAGUUUAGGCUUCCGUUAGUUCUGUUUGAGUUCUCUGUGUUUCCCUGUUUAGGUUCCUCCCACAUCGGUGUCUCCCCCACUAUGUUGGUUAUAGUGCCGUGCCUUCAGCGUGAGAGUCUGUCAUGUUCCCUGUGUUUAAAUCUCCCUCGCCCUUUGUAUUUCUCAGUGGUGUCUUUGUCUCCCUUCGUGUCUCCCUCUGUCUCGUCUCCUCCUCAUAUUUACAUGUUUCCCCUUGUCUCCCAUUCCAUCUGUCAUGUGUGUUCUCCCUAGCCAUCACGUUCUCUGUAUUUGUAGCUUAGUUAUGUCCAUGUCUCAUCUCGUUUCAUUUCCCUAUUGCCAUAUCAAGUCCGUGUGUCUUAGUCUGUGUGUUUCCUGUUUUACUUUGACAUUACAUCUUACAUUCAGUGUGUUCAGUUUGCUUCCUCCUGUCUUGUAGUUAUGUUUAUUUGUCCCAGCUGUGUUGCCUGUGUGUUUCCUUUUCCCUCGUCACUCUCAUGUGUAUUUAUGCGUUGAGCUGUCAUGCAUUCAUUGUCAGGUCGUCUGCAAUGUUCAUGCCAUGUUACCAAAGUUUCACGCUACCAGGUAUUUAUGCCAGGUUUCCAUGUUUAGGGUUUUUGAUGUUUACUUUCUAGUUUCUCCAGUUUAGGUUUUUGUUUAGUGUUGUAUUGAUUUGCCUAGCCCUUUGUUUCAUACUUUUUAUCAAACACAAUAAAUGGCUCACUUUCAGUUAAAACUAA